Tupaia belangeri chinensis (Chinese tree shrew) is the source of this 3707-nucleotide messenger RNA. RefSeq names its product G protein-coupled receptor 176 (gene GPR176). The transcript has 3 exons. Gene Ontology annotation, molecular function: G protein-coupled receptor activity. The record is from RefSeq and is a predicted model, not a curated record. Gene Ontology annotation, cellular component: plasma membrane. The coding region runs from base 77 to 1621 and encodes 514 amino acids. Gene Ontology annotation, biological process: G protein-coupled receptor signaling pathway. Lineage: Eukaryota; Metazoa; Chordata; Mammalia; Scandentia; Tupaiidae.
CGCGCCCCGGGCAGGAGAGGCUCCGUGCGGGGGGCUCCGAGGAAGGCGGCGAGCGGAGCCGGACCCCAGCCUCAUCAUGGGCCAUAACCGGAGCUGGGUCUCCCAAACCGCAAGCGAGCCGCGCAACGCGUCCAGCGGGGAGGCAGCGGGCGCCAACCGCAGCACGCUCGGGGACUUCGGCGAGGCGCAGCUGUACCGCCAGUUCACCACCACCGUGCAGGUCGUCAUCUUCAUAGGCUCGCUGCUCGGAAACUUCAUGGUGUUAUGGUCAACGUGCCGCACAACUGUGUUCAAAUCUGUCACCAACAGGUUCAUUAAAAACCUGGCCUGCUCGGGGAUUUGUGCCAGCCUGGUGUGUGUGCCCUUCGACAUCAUCCUCAGUACCAGUCCUCACUGUUGCUGGUGGAUCUACACCAUGCUCUUCUGCAAGAUUGUCAAAUUUUUGCACAAAGUCUUCUGCUCUGUGACUAUCCUCAGCUUCCCUGCCAUUGCUUUGGACAGGUACUACUCAGUCCUUUAUCCUUUGGAGAGAAAAAUAUCUGAUGCCAAGUCCCGUGAACUGGUGAUGUACAUCUGGGCCCAUGCGGUGGUGGCCAGCAUCCCUGUGUUUGCAGUGACCAAUGUGGCCGACAUCUAUGCUAUGUCCACCUGCACGGAGGUCUGGAGCAACUCCUUGGGCCACCUGGUGUACGUGCUAAUCUAUAACAUCACCACGAUCAUUGUGCCUGUGGCUGUGGUGUUCCUCUUCUUGAUAUUGAUCCGACGGGCCCUGAGUGCCAGCCAGAAGAAGAAGGUCAUCAUAGCAGCGCUUCGGACCCCACAGAACACUAUCUCUAUCCCCUACGCCUCCCAGCGGGAGGCCGAGCUGCACGCCACUCUGCUGUCCAUGGUGAUGGUCUUCAUCUUAUGUAGCGUGCCCUACGCCACGCUGGUCGUCUACCAGACUGUGCUCAAUAUCCCCGACACAUCUGUCUUCUUGCUGCUCACUGCCAUUUGGCUGCCCAAAGUCUCUCUGCUGGCGAACCCUGUGCUCUUUCUUACUGUGAACAAAUCUGUCCGCAAGUGCUUGAUAGGGACCUUGGUGCAACUGCACCACCGGUACAGUCGCCGCAAUGUGGUUAAUACAGGGGGCGUGGCUGAUGCCAGCCUGGAACCCAGCGUGCGCUCGGGCAGCCAGCUCCUGGAGAUGUUUCACAUUGGGCAGCAGCAGAUCUUUAAGCCCACAGAGGAUGAGGAAGAGAGCGAAGCCAAGUAUGUUGGCUCAGCUGACUUCCAGGCUAAGGAGAUGCUCACUACCUGCCUAGAGGAAGAACAGGGGCCUCAGUUUAUACCCCUGGCACCACCCCUAGGCCCAGUGGACUCUAUAUCCCAGGUGGCUCCUGCAGCCCCUGUGGAACCUGAAACAUUCCCUGACAAGUAUUCCCUGCAAUUUGGCUUUGGGCCUUUCGAGCUGCCUCCUCAGUGGCUCUCAGAAACCCGAAACAGCAAGAAGCGGCUGCUUCCCCCUCUGGGUAACACCCCAGAAGAACUGAUCCAGACAAAGAUGCCCAAGGUAGGCAGGGUGGAGCGGAAGAUGAGCAGAAACAACAAAGUGAGCAUUUUUCCAAAAGUGGAUUCUUAGUAAGGAUUGCAAAUUUGGAAGCAGCAGGGAGCUUCUCUAUUCCCGCCAUCCCUUCACUCUGGCAGUCGAUUUGUGUGAUCGCGUUCAGCCCUCUAUGGGUUGGUUCCUCCCGUAUGGGCCAAAUGUUUUUGAGUGAAAGGGAAAUCUAUAUAGAAUCAAAUGCCCUCUUUCUUGAGGGAGUAUACACAUUAAUCUCAGUGAUCCAGAAAGUCCACAUUCUUCUCUGUGGGAUGAAAGCUAAGCAGUUUUGGAACAGUCUUGGGGUGCUCUUCAUGUGCAUUUCCGGGGACCUCUUUACUUCCCUGGGCUCAGCAGAGAACUCACAGAGAGAAAAGUGUCUACCAGCUCAGAAGGAGCAGGGGCACUCCAAGGGAAGCCCAAGAUAAUUAUGGAGUGGAGCAGCUACAAAGAAUCUGCCUAUUUGAUCGUCUUAAUGACAAAUAGGAAAACCUUUUAUACUGAGAAGAUAGGGAGCUGGCCUCUGACACUGUUUCCCUGGAAGCCCCAAUCAUAAGACUCACCAUUGCUCUGAAUCCUUUAUCCCUUUCACUGGGAAACAGGUAAAGGAUGACUAUUCCAUUCGUAUUCAGCAGCCAUGGCAAUAGAUGUGCCUGGGAGUCAGGGGGGUACUUUGUCCUUGGUUAUCCUGAGAUUCUCUUAGCAUCACGAAGGCCUUGGAAAGUUACAGCUGCACACACCAGUCAUGGUCUGUGCUGAGGGGAAAACACUGCAGGCUCUUCACUGUGUCUUUCUCCUUCAAUUGUGGUUUCUCAGCAAAUGAGAAAGAAGCUUAGAGGUUCAGAACAAAAAAUGAUUGAGCAAUGCCCUCAGCAUGCUAGUCCUUUCUCUUUCAUGUGAUCUCAUGUGAAAGGUGCUACAUAACAAUCUGUAUGAGCAAAGUAAGCUGAAAAUAAAUCAUCUUAUGCAAAUUUUUGGAAUAAAAAACUGCAGAGUUAGUAAAAGUAGAAACAUGAAGCUAAAAAUACUUGGUUAGGAAAGCUGAUUCUGCCCAAAAGACUGGCAAGCGUCUGGCAAAGAUGGCUUUAUUCCGAUGAGGACUCAAGAACCCAGGCAUGGCCAGUCUCAUUUUUCAGACUGUGCAGCUGAGGUUCUUCCUUUCACUUUAGACAGAGGAGACACAGAACAAGAAGGAAUAAUGAAUCACUGUGAAAUGCUAAGGCAACACCUAGCUCAGGUGAGCGCUUCAGUUCCUCCUUCUCAGUGAAGUUUAUGUUGGAGCCAGAGUAGGUAGGAGGAGGACACUGUUCUCCAGUAACUAGUCUCACAAUCAGCUCCAGUCCACUCUGGAUUGGAUUUCACCAGGCUGAAUUCACACCACAGAUGUCAUCUCAUUGUCCAUGAGGGCCAAACAAGUGCCAGCUCUUCUCUUCUUUUGAAGAUGUUUUUGUUCUUACUAACAGUACUUGGAGGAGCCAACCCAGUGCCUUGAGCAAGCUUGAAGGGAAGGGGUGUCUUCACUGGCAAACUUCCACACCCCAAAGGCAGUGGUCCUUACACAUCCCUCUGUUAAUCACCCUGGACCAUUGUCCCUUGGAGGAAGCUUAGACCAAGUGUAGGGAGUUUCCUUUUCCUUUCUUCUCUUGGGUGUGGUGUCUAGUGUUUCCUGAGUGUGAACCCAAGGACCCUACCCCUUGGAGAGGAAGUGCCUUCCUCUUUGUGUUUGUCUCCUUCAGUGUUGUUGGCUCACAGCAGAAACAGGGGACCACCGCAUCCUUUCUGGCCCCUGCUGGACCCUGUGUGCAUGCCGUCUUUAACUCCUUGCCCUGAUAGUUCGUGUUGUGGCCUCUCAAGCUUAUCUUUCAAAAUUCUCACAAUUGUUACAACUUUUAUCAAGGGAAACAAUAAUCUGCCAGAAAAUAGUGUCCACUUUAGAAGAAUCUGUCAAAUGUAGCCUAUUUGGUGUCGUUCUUAUCCUAUAUAUGUACAACUUAAUAAAUUCUGAUGAGGCAGAAUUUGGUUGGGUAUAUUCCUUAUUAUGUUUGAAGCAGAUGGUUGACUUCUCACAAGUCAUUGCCAGGUGUAUUUCUAUACUCUUUGAAGAAAAACAUUUUAAUAAAAUAUUGAA